AUGUCAGUUGUCCCACCCUUAUUGAGUCAAGAAGCUGGUUCAAAUGAUUUGCAACCUACUUCAUCUCUUGAUUUGCCUAUUGCUCAUAACAUUGUUUCUGCAAUGCUUAAUGUUCAUCUGAUGCAGACAAGAGCUAAGUUUGGGAUUAGAAAGCCCAAAGUUCUCAUGGCGUCUAUUGAACUUUCUUUUGUCAUAAAUGCUCUCAAAAGUCAGCAGUGGUCAAGUGCUAUGCAAUCUGAGUUUCACGCUCUUAAGAAGAAUAAAACUUGGUCUUUAGUUGACUUACCCUUUGACCAAGUACCUAUAGGUUACAAGUGGGUUUACAGAGUAAAGGAGAACACAAAUGAGACUAUUGCUCGGUACAAAGCUCGUCUUCUUGCAAAGGGCUUUCAACAACAAACUGGCUUUGAUUAUAAUGAGACUUUUAGUCCAGUUGUUAUGCCAGUGGCCAUUUGA
Molecule: messenger RNA, 456 nt
Organism: Humulus lupulus (European hop)
Lineage: Eukaryota; Viridiplantae; Streptophyta; Magnoliopsida; Rosales; Cannabaceae
Exons: 1
Coding region: 1-456 (151 amino acids)
Source: RefSeq, a predicted model, not a curated record